Messenger RNA from Paramecium sonneborni, 2040 nucleotides. Lineage: Eukaryota; Ciliophora; Oligohymenophorea; Peniculida; Parameciidae. The record is from the annotation of a GenBank genome assembly.
AUAAUUUCUUAAAGUAAUAGAAUCAUGGAUUAACACAUUUAUAAGAAUGUAGCAGAGUACAGAUAGCAUGUUUUCCAAAAAAAUGUAGCUUAUUAUGUUGAAUUCUUUGUUACCUAAAAGUUGGGUUAAGAAGCAGAGCUAAACUUACAAUGUACAUUUUCAAGGAUACCUGUAAAGACACCAAUUAGACAUCAAAAUGUAGCAAAUAUCAAAUGUAUAUUUGAAUUAGAGUAAUGGCUUGAAUUCUUUGAAACAAAACUGAAGUAAACUCAAAAAAUAUUGAUUUAUUAGUGAUUAGAAUAAUUUUAGUUGUCCAGGGUGUAAAUAAUAUGUAUAUUUUGCAGACUUUGGUCUAGACUUUACUUUAUAUAAUAUAUUGGCUUAAAAAUAAAAACUUGAAUAGAGUGGUCAAAAGUUUUUGAAUGACAAAAUAAUUUACAAACUUAUAAAUGGAAAAGCUAAUUAUUUUGCAAUAUUAAAAUAAGAUAAAUAAACAAGAGUUAAAAUUCCUGGAGCUUAUCCUAUUGUAAGAGUAUCAGUUCAAAACAAUAAUUUUAAUACAAAAAAUCUAAAUCCAAGAUAAAAAGAAAUAUAUGAAUAAUUAAAUUAUACUAUAUCAAAAAUAUAAGAACUUAUAACAUAAAAAAUAUAUUAAGGUAAGUAGAACGGAUAAUAAAUAAAUGCAAUAAAGUAACUUUAUUAAGCAAAAAAUAAUUAAUUAAAAGAUACAUUCAGAGAAUCCCAAAAUUUAAUUGAAUUAGGAGUUAAGUCUUUAGAAACUUAAUUUGUAUUUGGUUUAAAAAAGCUUUAGAAGGAUGGAAAGAAUGCUGGAAGUGUGGUAUGUAAUAGAUAUUUAAUUUAGUUAAUUGUAUAUUAUCCACAUUUAGGAAUAUGGGCAGAUUAUGAAUUAAAAACAACACCAGAGAAACAUUUUUAAUUUGAAUAUUAAUUAUAUGCAAAAGAAUAAAGUUUAGAAAAGGAGAAUGUUAUUUAUGUAAUUGGAGGAAGAGUAUCAAAUCUUGUACCAACCAAUGUGUUUGUAAGAAUUAGGUUUCCUAAAGAUCCUUUUUCAAAAGAUAAUAAUGCAACUGUUGAAUAUCUUCCUAAUUUACCAAAUGAGGGAUAUAAUUAUUUAGGAGGCUGUUAUAAUAAGUAUUAUAUUGAAUAUAAUACUGUAGUAAUGUUUAUAUAUUUUGUGGAUAAAAAAGAACAACAGAUAAAUAAUCAGGAAUAAUUGUUGAUACAAUAUUUGAUGUUGGUUAUGUAUUUAAGAAUGGAUAAUGGAAUAAAAUUAAUUAAAAAGUUGAAAGAAGAUAUGAUGGUAGUUGUACAAUAAUAAAACAUUAAAAAUAUAAUAAAUGUCUACUUUUAUAUGGAGGAAUAGAAUAAUUAUUAGAUGGUAGAAUGGGAUAUAAUGUUCAAUAAUAAUAACAUUUGACUUAAGUAUUCUCAUUUCAAUAAGAAAAAUUCUUAGGAAAUGGAUUCAUGUUACAAUUCUCAAAUAAGAAUGAAGAUAGAUAUUAAAAAAAUAUGCUUUCAAGUCCUGUAUUUUCAGUACCAUAUGGUGCUCAUAGUGAAUUAUUGAUUUCAGGAGAGUUUUUAAAAAAAAAUUGGAAAGAAAGUAGAGAAGUUUAUGUUUUUGAUUGGGCAGAUGGUACAAUUAAAAAGAAUUAGUUAUAAAAAUAACCUCUUGAAUAAUUUGUACUUUCGCAUAUUAAAAGAAAUUUUAAUUAUGGUGGUCCAGAAUUUCUUUAACCUAUUUAAGAUGUAGAAGGAGCCUUUUUAUUUGGAAAUUAUUGUACUAUACAUUAGGAAGAAAUUUAGAUAGAUUAAAGAAAUUCUAUAUAAAACUUUACAUUAUUUGAAUAUAAAGUGGCCAAUGGAGAAGGUAAUAUAAUAAUUUCUAAUUAUUUUAGUAUCAACAAGAUCCUAUAUGCAAAGAGAUAAUUCAAUAUAAUUAGCUGUUGAGACUUUGUCUAAAUUAGCAGAUUCAGAAAACAAAAAAUUAUGAAAAAGUAUAAUAAUAUAAAAUGAUAUGGA